This is a messenger RNA of Nymphaea colorata (pocket water lily), 3386 nucleotides long. RefSeq names its product zinc protease PQQL-like. Bases 58 to 3093 code for a protein of 1011 amino acids. Gene Ontology annotation, biological process: proteolysis. Lineage: Eukaryota; Viridiplantae; Streptophyta; Magnoliopsida; Nymphaeales; Nymphaeaceae. The record is from RefSeq and is a predicted model, not a curated record. Gene Ontology annotation, molecular function: metalloendopeptidase activity; metal ion binding. The transcript is spliced from 21 exons.
UGCAGAGGAGGAGGGCGGGAGAGGUGGGGACCUCGUUUUCUCGAUCGAAGCCGGGAAAUGGAUUUGCUGCCAUCCGAGGGACCUUCCAUCACGCGCAGGCAUGGGUUCCGGUCUCUCAAGCUCCUCAACGUCUCCAUGGACGACCUUCUGGCGCAGGACCCCGUCGGCGUCGACUACGGUCGCCUGGACAAUGGCCUCCAUUACUAUGUCCGCGUCAAUUCCAAGCCUCGAAUGAGGGCCGCCCUCGCCCUUGGCGUCAAAGUUGGCUCAGUUUUAGAAGAGGAGGAUGAACGUGGUGUAGCUCAUAUUGUUGAGCAUCUUGCAUUCAGUGCUACUAAGAAGUACACAAAUCAUGAUAUUGUUAAGUUCUUAGAAAGCAUCGGUGCAGAGUUUGGUGCUUGUCAGAAUGCAUCAACAUCAACAGAUGAAACCAUAUAUGAAUUGCUUGUACCAGUUGACAAGCCUGAGUUGCUUUCCAAGGCCAUAUCGGUGUUGGCAGAAUUCAGUUCUGAGAUUCGAGCUUCACUGGAUGACCUGGAAAAAGAAAGAGGUGCUGUAUUAGAAGAGUAUAGGGGAGGGAGGAAUGCAGCAGGGCGUAUGCAAGAAGCUCAUUGGUGUUUGAUGAUGAAGGGUUCCAAGUAUGCUGACAGGCAACCAAUUGGAUUGGAGAAGGUUAUCCGAACAGUUUCCGCUGAAACUGUUAAAGGCUUCUACAGGAAAUGGUAUCACCUGCACAAUAUGGCAGUCAUGGCUGUUGGGGACUUUCCAGAUACACAGAGUGUAGUCGAAUUGAUCAAAGUUCAUUUUGGUCAGAAAGAAUCACCCGCCAUACCACCACCUAUCAUACCAGUGUUUCCUGUUCCAUCCCAUGAAGAGCCUCGGUUUUCAUGUUUCGUUGAAUCAGAAGCUGGUUGGUCUGCAGUUGUUCUCAGUUGUAAAAUUCCAAUAGUUGAAAUGAAGACAGUUAAGGACUACAGAGAUUCUCUUGCAGAAGCUAUGUUUCAUUGUGCUCUGAAUCAGAGACUUUUCAAAAUAUCUCGAAGGAAAGAUCCUCCAUUCUUCUCGUGCAGCUCAGCUGGAGAUGUUCUUGUUAAUCCUGUUAAAGCUUAUAUAAUGACUUCGACUUGCAAAGAGAGAGGAACAGUUGAAGCUCUAGAAUCAAUGCUUAUGGAGGUUGGAAGGGUUCGACUAUAUGGAUUUUCAGAUCAUGAAAUAUCAAUAGUCCGUGCUUUGCUGAUGUCAGAUAUUGAAUCUGCUUACCUGGAACGUGACCAAAUGCAGUCAACAAGUCUACGUGAUGAAUACUUGCAACAUUUUUUUCGUAAGGAGCCUGUUGUUGGCAUAGAGUAUGAAGCACAGCUGCAAAAGACCUUCCUACCUCAUAUUUCAGCAGCAGAAGUAUCCAGAUAUGCUGAACAUUUUCGUGCGACUUGUAGCUGUGUCAUCAAGACAGUUGAGCCUAAAUCUUGUGCGACCAUAGAAGAUCUAAAAAGAGCCGUGUCAAAAAUCAGUUAUCUUGAGGAGACUAGGAGCAUCCCGCAGUGGGAUGAUGAAUAUAUUCCAGAGGAAAUUGUGAAUGAAAAACCUGAUCCUGGGGAAGUGGUCUUACAAUGUGAAUAUCCAGAUAUCAAGGCCACAGAGCUUGUUUUGUCAAAUGGCAUGCGAGUGUGUUACAAAUGCACAAACUUCCUUGAUGAUCAGGUACUUUUCACUGGAUUUGCAUAUGGUGGUCUGUCUGAGCUUUCAGAAGAAGACUAUCUCUCCUGUUCAAUGGGUUCAACCAUUGCAGGAGAGAUUGGUGUAUUUGGCUAUAAACCAUCUAUUUUGAUGGAUAUGCUUGCUGGAAAGAGAGCAGAGGUUGGCACAAAAGUUGGAGCAUAUAUAAGGACAUUUUCUGGCGAUUGUUCACCUUCUGACUUGGAGACUGCCUUGCAGCUUGUUUAUCAGUUGUUCACUACAAAUGUUGUACCGGGUGAAGAAGAAGUCAAAAUUGUGAUGCAAAUGAUGGAGGAAGCUAUUCUUGCACAAGAGAGGGAUCCCUUCACUGCAUUUACAAAUCGUAUACGGGAAUUAAAUUAUGGAAACUCAUACUUCUUUAAGCCAAUCAGGGUGAGUGAUCUGAAGAGGGUAGACCCGUUUAAGUCAUGUGACUAUUUCAACAAAUGCUUCAAAGACCCUUCCACUUUCACAGUUGUAAUUGUUGGAAAUAUAGAUCCGUUGGUGGCUCGACCUUUAAUUCUGCAGUACCUGGGAGGUAUACCAAGGCCAUCGGAUCCAAUUCUCCAUUUGAAUCGUGAUGAUUUAAAGGGCCUGCCAUUCACUUUCCCUGGAAACAUUGUUAGGGAAGUAGUACGUAGCGCGAUGGUUGAAGCACAAUGUUCAGUCCAGAUAACCUUUCCGGUGGAACUGAAAAAUGAAAACAUGAUGGAAGAAAUUCACUUUGUUGGGUUUGUGAGCAAACUUCUAGAAACCAAAAUUAUGCAGGUUCUCCGGUUCAAGCAUGGUCAGAUCUAUUCAGUCACCGUCUCUGUAUUUCUUGGUGGCAAUAAACCCUCAAGAAGUGGGGAUGUCCGAGGCGACAUUGCUGUGAAUUUUUCCUGUGACCCAGAUAGCUCAUGGAAACUGGUUGAGCUUGCCUUGGCAGAAAUACUAUACCUUCAGGAAAAUGGGCCUUCAGUGGAGGACGUUACGACCAUACUGGAAAUUGAACAACGUGCUCAUGAAAAUGGAUUGCAGGAAAAUUGUUACUGGCUGGAUAGGAUUUUGCGUGGUUAUCAGUCGCGUGUCUAUAGUGGUGAUCUUAGUGCUUCUUUUAAGGCUCAGGAUGAAGGACGCAGUAAAGUUCGUGAAUGUUUGAUGCCGUCAACUGCACAGUCCUCAUUGCAAAGGAUAUUGCCUUUUCCGUGCAAGAAACAGUAUAGUGUAGUCGUGCUCAUGCCCCAAACAUCUCGCCUGGAGGUUAUUAAACAAUUAUGUCAAUCAACAUCAGCCAGAUUAAGCAGAGAAGCAAAGUUUCUAGUGGCAGCUGCUGGACUGAUGGUUGUCGCAGUUGCUCUAUGGAGGCACUCGCGCAGUGCAUUGAGGUCUGAGUAGUCAGUUGAUUCAUCCAAUUGAAGUCUGGCAGGGACCAUAUAUGAGCAGCAGCGGAUGCAUUCCCCUUCAACUGAAGCUCAGUCCUCGCGGGAUCCAAAUCAGAUGCAUCGAGUAUAGUUUUCUGAUGAACGAAAAGUUGACAAAGUUCAGAGCAUAAUUUUUUUCUCUCUGACUUGAGCAAGAUGCAAAUCCAUUCCCUGUGUACGAUAUAUUGAGAUCAAAACAACAGACGAAUUGUUACAGAAUGGUAAAGAGUUUGAUUCAGUCCCCUUCUGCGCUGGUUCACAAGAUUA